UUGUAUUCCCUCAGGAACGUCAAUUUGGGUUACAGAUUCAUAUUAUCACAGUGGUCGUAUCUGCGCUCGGCCUCAUCGCGCUUCCGGCUGUUCGAAAAGCUCGACGAGAAUAUGGAGGAGAUCGCCAACGGAUCUUCCGGUGGGUUGUGGAAUAUGGAGCAAGUCGACAGCGUCCAGGGGAAAGGUGCAGACAUCAUCACAUUGCUGUGUGUGGUUCGACAGUGCAAACUGAAUGUGCGCACUCACGUUCUUCGAAUGAGUUCGAGGAACAAAUGUUUUUCGCGAUCCGCACCAGAUAACACUUUAGUCGGGUAUGUUUCUGUCCACUCUCAUACCUGGAGCAUAAAACAAGUAUCCGCUCAGUUUUCCAACUGUGGAUGCAUGUGGCGUACUUGCAUGGACGAUGUACACCUACUAGUGAGCAUUGUGUGUCUCGCAGGUCCUCCUCUUGUUAUCCCAUUGCUGGGAUCCUAUCUGUGGCUGUCAGUGGACAUGAUGACGGCUUGAGACGCGUCUCGUAAAUGUCGCGUGUUGCAGAGUAAGUAUGCAACCAAAGAGGUUGCAGAACGACUGUGACGUUCCGCGGUUUU
Molecule: messenger RNA, 590 nt
Organism: Laetiporus sulphureus 93-53
Lineage: Eukaryota; Fungi; Basidiomycota; Agaricomycetes; Polyporales; Laetiporaceae
Exons: 1
Coding region: 112-507 (131 amino acids)
Source: RefSeq, a predicted model, not a curated record